CAAUGAGGAAGCGAAAUCGCACGCGACACAUGGCUGCAGCACUAAACAUGCUCGCAUGAUCGCAUGAGAGAAAAUAAACAGUUUUCCGUUUUCGUAUCGUCCCAAAAUAAAGGCACAAUUCCUACAAGGGACGCGUGUUCUCCAGCCUGCUCUGCAGAUCGCAUUAGAUGGCAUCCCCUGUGGAGUCCUCUGUGAUGAGGAGCACUGUGCUUGUUGCUCCAGUGACUGCACUGGAAUUCCUGGGGGAGGAAUUCCUGUUGACAGGUGAAGGACCAAUCCUCUCUGUGUACAGUCUUCAUGCACCUCCUACAAAAUGUACAUCUUUGAAUGUUCUCCAUAGCUACCGUAUUCAUGGGAUACGACCUAGGAAAUGUUCCAAUGAUUUAAUUUCAUCUGAAAGUUCUCUUUGGGACAAUGAGGAGCUAAUUAUUUUUGGAGGAAAAGGAGUGCGGCUUAUCAGCCUUAGUUCUGGAGGGCAAUGUCUGAAGUUGAUUAGCCCUCUCUUGGAGCUGCAAGACUGGGUUUUAGACAUUCAUUGGCUGGAAGGAGUACCCCAUCCACUGUUAGGCGUAUCCUUGGCCCACAAUGCCCUGCUGCUUCUUGAGGCAGAAUCAGGUAACGUUCUGUCCCUCUACUCCUGCGUGGAGACCUGUCUUCUCUAUUCAGCACUUUUGAUUGGCCCAAGCUGGGACUCUUUAGUGCUGGUGGGUGGCACUGUUUUCAAUCAGCUGGUGCUUUGGAGGCCCAGAGGGUCUGAACCUGAGGGCCAUUCCCAGGUUGAGAGACGUCUGCUUGGCCACAGUGGAGUAAUUUUCAGCCUUUGCUACCUUAAGAAAUCUGAAUGGCUAGCGUCUGCCUCAGACGACCGCAGCGUUCGUUUGUGGAACGUCGGAAAACUGGGCGGAGAUGCAGGUUGUGGUGAGGAAUCACCCACAUGUCUGCGGGUGCUUUAUGGGCACCAAGCCCGGGUUUUCUGUGUCAGGCUUACGCCCAGUCGCGUAUUCAGUGCUGGGGAAGAUGGAGCGUGCCUGCUGUGGGAAUGGAGAGGUGAAGGCAAGGUUGGACAUACUUUUAGAGGGCAUAAGUCAGGUGGUGUAAGGGCUUUGGCUGUCAGCGAAGGAAGUGUAUGCUGUAGGGGGGGAUGGAUGGCUACUGGAGGGGCAGAUGGUGGGAUAAGGGUGUGGAAAGUGGCAAAGGAAAAGAAAGAAAGUGAGGAAACACAGGCAGAACCUCAGAUGGAUCUGGGUUUUAAAGGGCAGGGUUGCCCUAAGGUUGUUCGAUUAGUAGUUGAGGGUGGAGUGAAUAAAAUUCUGGUUUGUACUGACCAGGGAGAGGUGUACCUUGGUCAGGGUGAAACCUGGGAUGUAAUUUGGCAAGGGGGAGCAGAAUUCCAGUCGUAUUGUGUGAUGGAGGUCACAAGCGUCCAAGUCCUGAAUUAUGAUUCUGUUGUGUGGUUGUGUGCGGUGGGUAACCUGAAUGGAGGUGUCAAAGCAUUCCCUGUGGGACAGCCAGGUGCGGGUGUGUUACUAAGAGCUGGUGAGGGUAAAGUUCAUUCUGUGCUUUGGUUAAAGUGUCUGUUUGGAGGUUGCUGGGGUUUGUGUCUUCUUGCAUCAGGUUCCGAGGGAUUGGUGUACAGGUGGAAAAUAGAAGUUAUGGAAGGUGAGACAGGCCUACAUUUAAAGGUGAAAAGACUACCUCCAUUCCUGUUGCCACCCUGUGCCAAGCGUUGGCUUACUUCUGCAGUAACCCUGUCGCAGAAACAAAGAUCAUACCUGUGUGGUGACCGGAGAGGCUCACUGCUGCUUUACACCGAAAGGGAGGAGAAUGACAGUAGAAAUCUGGAAAGAGGAAACGGGAUGGAUUUAAAAGAUAGCGAAACAGAGAGCGGGCAAAUAAGCGAAGUGCAAGGGGUGACAGAACAGGUCGAGCAAGAAGCAGCUGAAAAUAACACAGCAAUUAAGAAUAGUGUCACUGACAACAUUGACUGUCCUCUGUCUCCAGUCAGCACCCUUUUCGGUGUCCAUGGAAAGCAAGGUGUGACUUCUGUGUGUGAGCAUCAGGGCGUGUGUUACACCACAGGUCGAGAUGGGUGUGUAAGAAUAUUAACCGUGGAGGACAAUGUUCUGACGGUGCGUAGAGUUCAGCGGGCCUGCAGAGGGAUGGAAUGGCUGGAGAAGGUUCUGUUUCUGGGCUCCAAUGGACCAGAACUUCAGGGAGACACACUGAAUGAGAGAAUGGAGGAAGGGAAGAUCAAUAUAGAGAUGGGAGUAGGAGGAGAGAAUGAAAGCGUAGCCGAGGCUCGUUAUGUAAUGGCUGGCUUCCACUCAGUUAGCUUUGUUAUAUGGGACCCUCACCGACAAGAGAAGCUAUUAUCUGUUGCCUGUGGAGGUGGACAUCGAUCCUGGGUCUACAGACCCCCGAUACACACCCACUCAGACACUCAUACACACACACUUGGGCAGGGUACCCUUGUGUUCAUCAAGCAAGGAGCUGUCAUGGCAUCUCAUUCUUUAGAGUUCAGAGGAACCGAUCUGAAUGGACACACCUUGAAGGAGGGGCUACAUGGCCGGGGUAUUGGCUGUGUGUGUCGCCUUGGUAGUGUCACCAAGGGAGGAUCAGAACUCUGGGAGGUUCUUGUUACUGGAGGGGAGGAUACUACAGUGAGCGUACUUGCUGUGGAACCGAAGAGUGAAACUGUGAAGGUGCUCGCUGUUCUAACGGACCACAUCUCUAAUGUUCGCACACUGGGUGCUGUCAGAAGAGGAGAAAGUAAUGAAAGUGGAAAGGAUUCUUCCUCUAUCUCUUCUUUGGUAUUCUCAGCGGGGGGACGGGCACAAUUGCAGUGUUACCGGCUCCUGAUUCGUUUGAAUGAGCAGCAGGGUCAGCCAGUCUGUAAGGUCACUCAGAUAGCUGGCCAUCGAUUGGAUAAGCAGUGGGAACGGAAGCGGAACCGACACAAGACCGUCAAAAUGGACCCAGAGACUAGGUACAUGUCUAUGGCAGUGGUGCCUGAUGGGAAUGAAUGUGUCCUCCUGGCUCUGGGGUGUAGUGACGGUGCAGUAAGGCUCUUCAGUGUGACUGAGAGCAGUAGGAGGGUUGAGAUGCGUUGGGAGUGUUUUUACCAUCAAAGGUGUGUGCUCAGCAUCGCCACCUACAAGCUGGAGGACACCAAUUGCAAACAGCUUUUGUUGCUGUUCAGUGCCACUACAGAUGGUUGUAUAUGUGUGUGGGAUUUGACAGCAGUUUUGAACAGCAAGGCCAGUGUCAGCUGGCAGGGUCCAUCAGCCCCGUUCUUUUCCAUACCUGUCCAUCAAAGUGGAGUCAAUACUCUUGCCUUAUCAAAAUGGAGGGCGGAGGGACAAAUGGAGGAAAACCAGAUCUCAUUGGUCAGUGGUGGAGAUGACGGACAGCUCUCUGUGUUGCAUAUCAGGAUAGAACAUGAACAGCAGAAGAAUGGAGGUGUAUCCAUACAGCUACUCACUCACUGGUCAGUGGCCUUGGCGCAUUCGGCACCCCUCACUGGGUUAUGUUUGCUAAGCCCCACCCUAUUGGUGUCCACCUCACCGGACCAGCGCAUAUGUUUGUGGAGUGUGACCAGUGAUGGGCUUCGCCAACAGAAGGUACUGUUCUCGCACACAGCAGAUGCUGCAGGGUUGUGGGCGUGGCAUGGGGCUGGGCCAGAGGAAGGAGACUGGGUGGUUGUUUGUGGGCAGGGCUUGCAGCUGUUUCAAUUAACCGAUGGAGAGAAGGAUGAACUGAGUGAAACCGGUAACAGGAGAAAAGAGGAGGAGAGAAGGAAAGUGAUAUUUUCACAUCGUUUUCUGAGGACAUAAUACUAACUUAAAUUCAAAUGAUUGAUGUCAAAAGUUUUAGUUGUAAACUUGUAAUUUUUACAAAUAAAGACUUUAAACAUUUUUUUAAACUA
Messenger RNA from Myxocyprinus asiaticus (Chinese sucker), 3925 nucleotides. RefSeq names its product WD repeat domain 6 (gene wdr6). NCBI's taxonomy places the organism in Eukaryota, Metazoa, Chordata, Actinopteri, Cypriniformes, Catostomidae. The coding region runs from base 168 to 3833 and encodes 1221 amino acids. Gene Ontology annotation, biological process: tRNA methylation. Gene Ontology annotation, molecular function: protein binding. The record is from RefSeq and is a predicted model, not a curated record. Gene Ontology annotation, cellular component: cytoplasm. The transcript has 7 exons.